CAUUUGAGCUGCGGCGGACUGCGGUGGGACCACAGUGGCUCGGGGCGUCUGCGGAGGCGUCGGGGGGCGGCAUGAGGGCGGCUUUCUGGUUGCCGCGAGCGUACGGGGAUAUGCAGGCCGAGGGCCGCGGGCGGGCUCAUGGGGGAGGGCAGGGCAGCCUGUGAGACGAGGUGACGCUGGAGACCAGCCCGGGCGGGGACCGGGACUGGAAGAGACGCCUGAGCAGCCGGCUGGCCCGGCGGUCUGGGGCGGGGACAGAGACCGACACUCCACUGACCCUGCCGGGGCAGAAGGGGCCAGAAGUCUUCACAGCUGGGGGAGAGGCGUGGGCAAAGCCGGGGCGGGAGGGAAGGGGGAGCUUCGAAGGUGGCCGGAAGUGGUGAGAAGGUGCUAACGGGCGUUGGUCCCGGGAACCGAAAGGGUCGGGGAGGAAGAAGGGAGGUCUUUGCAAGGAGCUGAGAGGGUCGUGUGACCAGAAAGAAGGCUGGCGUAAGUGAAGGGAAGGUGAGGCGUGGCGAGAUCGCAUCCUUAGGGGAAGACGGUUGGUGGAAGUGGACGAGGAGCCGGGGGAGCCGUGGAGGUGGCUGGCGGCCGGGGCCGGAGCGGUGCCGGGGGCCGCGGAGCAGCAGCGAGGCGGAGCGCACACCGGGGCGGGAGCCGGACUUGGAAGGCUUGUUGGCGAACGGGGUUCGGGACUCGGAUCCGGCCUCGGAGAGCGGGCGGCGCCUCCGGGAUGUGGGAUCCGAGGCUGGUGAGGUUGGCCUUGCUGCAGCAGCUUCGGGCUGUCUACGGCAUCAAGGUCAAAGGUGGCCGCGGGCAGUGCGAGCGCAGGAGACGGGACCCGGAGGCCACGGCCGCAGUGGGUAAAAUAUUUGGAGUACCUUUUAAUGCAUUGCCCCAUUCUGUUGUACCAGAAUAUGGACACAUUCCAAGUUUUCUUGUUGAUGUUUGCACAUCUCUAGAAGAGCAUAUUCAUACAGAAGGGCUUUUUAGGAAAUCAGGAUCUGUUAUUCGUCUAAAAGCAUUAAAGAAUAAACUGGAUCAUGGUGAAAGUGGCCUGUCUUCUGCACUUCCUUGUGACAUUGCAGGACUUCUUAAGCAGUUUUUUAGGGAACUGCCAGAGCCUAUACUCCCAGCUGAUUUACAUGAAGCACUUUUCAAAGCUCAACAGUUAGGAACAGAAGAGAAGAAUAAAGCUACAUUGUUACUCUCCUGUCUUAUGCCUGACCACACUAUCGACAUAUUAAGAUACUUCUUUAAUUUCCUCAGGAAUGUUUCUCUUAGGUCCAGUGAGAAUAAGAUGGAUAGCAGCAACCUUGCAGUGAUAUUUGCACCAAACCUUCUUCAGACAAAUGAAGGACAUGAAAAGAUGUCUGCCAACACAGAAAAAAAGCUCCGACUGCAGGCUGCAGUAGUACAGACUUUUAUUGAUUAUGCAUCAGAUAUUGGACAUGUUCCAGAUUUUAUCAUGGAAAAGAUACCGCCUAUGUUGGGUAUUGACGGUCUCUGUGCUACUCCAUCACUGGAAGGCUUUGAAGGAAGUCACUAUGAAACUCCUGGUGACUGUAAGAGAAAGCGAAGACAAAGUGUAGGCGAUUUUGUCAGUGGAGCACUAAAUAAACUUAAAUAUAACAGAACGCCCUCUGUUACACCUCAACAAGAAAGAAUCGUUCAGCUGUCUGAAUCUCCAGUGAUUCUUACACCAAAUGCUAAGCGCAAACUGCCAGUAGAUUCUUCUCAUGGUUGCUCAAGUAAGAAAAGGAAGUCCAUCAAGCACAAUUUUAAUUUUGAGUUGUUGCCAAGUAAUCUCUUCAGUACCAGUUCUACACCAGUAUCAGUUCACUUUGAUACAAGCCCAGAAGUGUCAUCUCAGAGUUCACUCUCUCCUGUAGCCAUUGGUGGAAAUCAUUUGAUCAGUACAGAUGUACCACGGCGAAGUAAAAGGAUUGCAAGCAAAAAAAUUUACAGGGUGGAAUCAGGAAAAGCAGGGUGCUUCUCUCCUAAAAUCAGUCGUAAAGAAAAAGUUCGAAGAUCCCUUCGUUUGAAAUUUAGUCUGGGGAAAAGUAGCAAAGAUGCAAAUGGGUGUUCUGGUGUCAAUAGACAUGAACUUGUUGGUCGACGACUUGCAAAUCAGCAAAGUUUAGAAAGUAGGAUUGAAUCUGUAAAAACAGGUCUGCUCUUUAGCCCAGAUAAUGACGAAAGAUUAACCAAGAAAGGUAAAGGUUCAAAAAAGGUCAGUAAGUCUGAGGAACACUUAUUAACUCCAGAGCAACUAAAUGGAACAAGUUACCGAAUGUCUUGGACGGGGCCUAGUAAUUCAAGUUUUCGAGAAAUAGAAGCAAAAGAAACUUCUCCAAGAGAAGGGAAUCUUGAGGUGGAAAACUCUUGUUUGGAGUUUGAAAUGGUAGAAAAGUCAUCUAUUAAUUCAUAUGAACUCACCCCUUCUAAUAUACAUAAUAAGCAUAAUGACAACCUAACCAGAAGCUCUCUUAGUGGGGAUGAAAAUAACUUGAGUACAGAGACUUUGGUGAAAAUUCAGAAAGCAUUUUCGGAAUCUGGAAGUAAGCUUCAUGCAUUGAUAAAUCACAAGCAGUCAUCAAUUACUAAUGUGGGGAAAGUAGAAGUAAAUGAAACAUCUUCUAUAGCAUAUAGCCCAGGGGAAAAUCUAUUUGAAAGUAAUGAUUUGACUGUGAUAGAAUCAAAUGAACACCGAACUGGUAAAAGUGAAAAUAAUUUUUCAGAAAGAGACUUCUCAGUACAUCAAUCUCAAAAAUUAGAUAGAAAAGCAACUAUAAAAAGUUAUUCAACUCAUAUGAAGAUGGAACAUGAUGAAGUCAUUCAUUCAGAUAUGCCAAAUGAUGACUUAAACAAGCAAGAAUUGCCCAGUGAUGAACAGGUAAAAGCACAACAGUCCCCAAGGGAUAAACUAAAUACUAAAUUAAAGGAGGAGAAUAUGAUUGAAGAGAACUUGUUGAAAUGCACAGCUUCUAGGGAGGAUGCAGCUAACACCUCUUCCUCAGAGCAGAUUACAUGUGUUACAACCAGCUUAUCAAAACCUAGGCAUGUGAGAAUAGUCACACAGCAGUCACUGGUGGAAAAUUGCGAUACAAGGUUAUCCGAACGUUUACAAGUAUCCGAGCACGGAAAGGUUUCAGACCACAUACAAUGGUUUAAUAAGCUUUCUUUAAAUGAAUCAAAUAGGACAAAAGUUAAAUCACCUCUUAAGUUUCAGCGCACCCCUGUUCGUCAGUCUGUCAGAAGAAUCAAUUCUUUGUUGGAGUAUGACAGACAACCUGUGAGGCACAAAUUGGCACAUCUUGGUGAUACUGCUUCUCCUCUGGUUAAAUCAGUGAGCUGUGACAGUGCUCUUCCCUCUUGUAUAGAAAGUACGUCAAAAGAUUCCUCAGUUUCACAUACCCAAUCAGGUCCUAAGGAACCGAAGUCUGUUUCAUGCAAACAGUCAAAUGUUGAUGCAGUUACAAGAUCAAGCAUGGGAUUAACUUCUAAAUCUUUCUCACAGAUGAAGAGGCACCCAGACUCCAUGAAUGCUUCAGUUGGGUCAACCAGAGUUUGUAAACAAAAAGUGAUAUCUGAUGGCCAGAUAAAGGGUCCCUUGGAGGAUCUGACAAAUCAUGAUAUAUUAAGGUCUGUUGUAAAUAAUAACACAGGCUUAUCAUCUGGGAUAAAUAGCAGGAUCCUUAGGAAGCCAUCAGAAAGAGAAAGGGUCUGGUAUAAAGGUUCUCCCAAAAACCCUAUUGGAAAAGCUCAAUUACUACCAACAAGUAAACCUGUAGACUUGUAAUUGGUAAAUGUUAUACUUGUCAUUAAUAUAAAUAAAAUCAGUUGGUGAUGUGCUUGUUAAUUUAUAGCUCAAUGAUUGUUACAUGAUAGAUUUUUAAUUUCAUUGCAUAAGCAACUUUGAUUCUUGUGCUUCAAAAAUGACUACUUUUUUUCCUUAAUUAUGGCAAUAUUUAAGACUAAUUUUAUUGUGAUGUUUUAAAACAGGUUACACUUUUUAAAAGAUUGUUGACUGGCUUUAUAAGAAAUUAAUUUUUGAAAAUUGCAUGAAUUUUUUGUCUUAACUGAUGGGAAGAAUAGGAUAAGUUGUGUCUAUUUCCUGUUAUUCCUCCUAAGUCUGAUAAGGUUUCUACAAGAAAUGUUUAGGAUAUAAAGGGAAUAGAUAAGCCUUGCAAAUCUUAUUUCUUGAAUUACAUUAAUGUUUAUUGUCUUUACCCAAAUCCCUAGAAAUUAACUUGUUUCAAUAGCAUGUUAAUUCUUUAUUCCUAUUUGGGGCAAAGUAAUUAGGUUUCUAUUGCCUGUAGAUGUAUACAGGGCAUUCACUUAAGAAUGGUGGCUAAAGUAGAGCAAUGCUAAGGGUGCUUAUAUAGUGUGUUGCUACAGGAAUAAUUGAUGACUUUUAAGCCAUAUUAUAUUUUUAGAUGUAUACAGGGCAUUCACUUAAGAAUGGUGGCUAAAGUAGAGCAAUGCUAAGGGUAUUUAUAUAGUGUGUUGCUACAGGAAUAAUUGAUGACUUUUAAGCCAUAUUAUAUUUUUAAAGAUAACUUGCCCAAAUACAUUUAUAUCUGUUUUGUCCAAUGCAGACUUUAAAAUUGAGGAAUAAAUAAGCUUGAAAAUUUUAAUCAAGGUGAUUUCUUAUAUGCAGAUGGUUGAUUCUAGACUUUGAAAUACUUGAUGAACCUCCACAUUUACCUUGGAUUCUUUUGUAUGUUUUUUUAAUUUAUUGAGGUGACAUUGGUCAACAUGAACAUACGAGGUUUCAGGUGUGGAUUUCUAUGUUACAAAACCUGUAUAUUGCACUGUGUGCUCACUAUCUUGGAGUCUUAUACUUUGAAUUCAUACAAAAGCCCAUAGUGGUUUGUCUUGUGUGUAAAUGUUAUUUAUUUAGCAUAGAUAUUAAAGAUAACUUCCUGAAAAAU
Molecule: messenger RNA, 4937 nt
Organism: Pipistrellus kuhlii (Kuhl's pipistrelle)
Lineage: Eukaryota; Metazoa; Chordata; Mammalia; Chiroptera; Vespertilionidae
Product: inactive Rho GTPase-activating protein 11B
Exons: 12
Coding region: 734-3802 (1022 amino acids)
Biological process (GO): signal transduction
Source: RefSeq, a predicted model, not a curated record